Molecule: messenger RNA, 1152 nt
Organism: Penicillium chermesinum
Lineage: Eukaryota; Fungi; Ascomycota; Eurotiomycetes; Eurotiales; Aspergillaceae
Product: NAD-dependent epimerase/dehydratase family protein
Exons: 5
Coding region: 1-1152 (383 amino acids)
Source: RefSeq, a predicted model, not a curated record
AUGGCCGACUCCUCAAAACCCACCGUCUUGAUUAUCGGUGGUCUCGGCUUCAUUGGCCGUCACCUGGCUCUCUAUCUCCACGAAAACAACCUGGCCUCGGAGGUUCGCAUUGUCGACAAGGUACUUCCGCAGCUCGCAUGGUUGGCCCCCGAAUUCGAGGAGGCAUGUUCAAAGGAGAAGUUCGUCCAGGCCGAUGCUAGCCGCGAACAUCUCGGAGAAAACGACGAAAGAAGCGAGGGAACUAACCCGGCAGCAGAGCACAUUCCUCGCAUUUUCGACCGGGCUGAUGGCAAGGAAUUCGACUACGUGAUCAAUUGCGGCGGGGAAACCCGCCACUCCCAGCCAGACGAUGUGUACGAGGCUCGCAGUUUUGCGCUGACCAUGACCCUGGCUAAAGAGUGCGCUCGCCGUGGGAUCUCGGCCUUUGUUGAGACUUCGACCGCACAUCCUCCUCCACACCCGCGCAAAGAAACCGAUAAGAUUCAACCAUGGCAUAAUUUGGCCAAGUGGAAGAUCAAGGCGUCGGAUGAACUGAUGAAGAUCCCCAAUCUGCAGUAUUGCGCCCUGCGCUUGCCACAUGUCUACGGCGCGUACAACUCGGAUUAUUUUGCGAUGCUCAUCUGCGUGGCCCGUGUGAACGUGGAAAUGCAGCAGGACCUCGACCUACUGUACAACAAGGAUGUGAAGGUGAAUACGCUGCACGUCAGGGAUGCCGCCUCGGCACUCUGGAGGGCUGCUGAAUGGCGCGCGAGCGUGGGAAAGCUUGAGCCGAGUAACCCGAAAAUACCGGACAUAUUCAAGGACUCGAGCCGGCCGAUAGCAUUCAACGUUGUCGACCACAACGAUACCAAACAGCAGCAUUUGGCGGAAGCCCUGACCGAAGUAUUCGGUCUCAAAGUCUCUUUCGUUGGAUCUCUUGCUUCCCAAUUGGCCAAGUUGAACCUGGAUGAGGUCCUCGACGACAUGAACGAAGUCAACUUGCAGGAAUGGGCAGAGCUGGUCGCCAAGAAGGAGAUCCCUCGCCCGGAUAUGUCAGUUGAUGGAUCGCUGUUCGAAAGCACGACCGGUUGGAAGCCCAAAUACGAAACCUUCAAUGCAGACAGCGUUCGCGAGAUGGUGGAGAGCUACAAGCGGAUGAACUGGUGGCCAUGA